Molecule: messenger RNA, 716 nt
Organism: Ceraceosorus bombacis
Lineage: Eukaryota; Fungi; Basidiomycota; Exobasidiomycetes; Ceraceosorales; Ceraceosoraceae
Source: the annotation of a GenBank genome assembly
AUGUUCGGCUACCGCGCGUGAGUGUCUCUCGUCUUGCUUCAGCAUUACCCUCGCACAAUUCCAUGCGGCAUAGCUUGCUUCGGCGCUUUGCAAGCUCGAUGUGUAGGGAAGUGAACUGACUCGAUCCAAUCGUACCUGCCUCGCAGCUACCCAACUCCCAUCAUUCGCCCUCUGUGGCCUUUCCUGACGGCUGGUGUCAUCGUCUACGCUGGUAUCAACUACCUCCAAGAUGCUGCAGUGUCCACUCCCGAGGCCAAGAAGGACCCCAAGAACCCUUACGGUGCGUGUAGCUCGCGCUGCUCAGGCUGCUAUUGGAACAUAGUCAUAGUCAGGCCUCAGAGCAUGGUGGUGCGGUAGAAUGGCGGCUAUCAGGCGGGCAGGUAUCCAAACGCCAACUGCUUUCCUCUGUGUCAGCGAUGUUGGGCUCCGCAGGUUGGAAGCGACGUUGGAUUACAGCAAGUAGUACGCCAAGCCGUCGACAGCUGCGAUUCGCAGAGGUCAUUGUGAGAUGGGAAAGCAGAUACGGGCUCGGAACAGAGACGGAUGCGUUCAGGGAAUUCCGAGGGGCGCCUAGCCACCCGUUGGAAGCAUCUCACCGAGAACGUUGCGUCAGCUCGGACAGCGACUUCUUGCGAUUGCGUCGCGUCACAGGUGCAUGUUGCUGACGCUCAUCGCCGAUUUCUCUUCCAGCACUCAAGGGAGGUAAUGGCCACUAA